UUGUACUUGAAAUUGUACAAGUGGCACUAAACCCGGGUUAGUGGACCACAGGUUGUCCAAUCUAUAUCAGGGGUAUUUUAGUAAUUGGACUCGGGCUGCAAAAGUAGUCGGACACCGGACCGAGUCGUUGCACCAUGCCCCCCGCCGACUCGGCCCGACCCGGGUCGCCUUCUCUGACCCCACGUGGUCCGCUUCCCGCUCUGCCUUACGUUGACUAACGCCGUCGGGGUACCAUAACCCAAGCGAACUCGCUUCAGGAAUGACAUCGUAAUAACGGCGUCUCCGGGUGUGUACGCGGACGGACCGUCCAAAGCACGCCACCGCGCGCACGAGCUUCCGCCAUUGAAGCUUCGUCGAGCGCUUAAAACCUCCCUCCCUCCCCCCUCCUUCUCUAUCCUCCCAAAUCCCCGAAUCCUUGCGGGAUAUGACUGCAAAUUAAGCAAGGGAUUCUCGAUUCUCCUCAAAACAUUCGGGUUUCUUCCCCCUCUAUUUGGUUAGGAAUAGUUUGGGAUUUCAAGUUGGAGAUUGGAUCGAAGCGAUUUCUUGAAUGGUUUGAUCGGUGUGGGUGCUGUAUCUCUCGGAAACUCGGAUUUUUAGGGCUUCCAUCCAAGAUCGGUUCGACUUUGGGAUCAAACUUCAAUGGUUGCAUCUUUUUAAGGGAACUCCUCUCUUCCUCCGGUGCUUCCUCGUCGUCGGCGCCGCCGCCUACGCCAUCGCCAUCUUCGUUUGGUCGUUGAUGGCUUCCAUGGAGACGGCAUCGACGUACUGGUGCCACCACUGCUGUCGCUUCGUCCUCAUUUGGCCCUGGGACGCAGUCAUCUGCCCAGACUGUGGCGGUGGCUUCCUUGACGCGCCUGGCCGCUUUCCUCUUGCCUCCGAGACCGCUACCGAGCCUCGUCGCCGCCGCGUCCCUUCCGCCGUCGACAACAGCUCCGCGGCCGUCGGCCGUCGGCGCCAGUCCUCGGAAAUUAGGUUCCGCCGUAACAAUCGUGCGUCCACUGGCGACCGCUCUCCCUUCAACCCCGUCAUUGUUCUUCGCAGUCCUCCCGUAGGCGGACGACGCGAUGCGGAUUGGACCACCAACAGCAGCUUCGAGCUCUACUACGAUGACGGCACCCGAUCCGGUCUCCGCCCCUUGCCGGAAAGCAUGUCGGAGUUCUUGAUGGGCUCGGGAUUGGAGAGAAUACUCGACCAGCUCUCCCAGACUGAGGUUGACGGAAUCGGCGGUGCGCCUGGUUUCGAGUACUCGCCGGCUUCGAAGGUCGCCAUCGAGUCUAUGCCCACUAUCGAGAUCGCCGAUGGCCAUAUCACGACGGAGUCCCAUUGUGCCGUCUGCAAGGACCCCUUCGAGCUCGGAACUGAGGUCCGUGAGAUGCCCUGCAAACACAUCUACCACCAGGAUUGCAUCCUGCCUUGGCUCUCGCUAAGAAAUUCCUGCCCUCUUUGUCGCCAUGAGAUGCCGACGGAUGUGCAAGAAAUGGAGGACGACGAGCGGACUCAUGUGGCUGAGAACGAGGAGGAGACGGUGGGGCUCACCAUAUGGAGGCUUCCAGGUGGUGGGUUCGCUGUUGGGAGGUUCACUGGUGGCAGGAGAGGCACGGAAAGAGAGCUUCCUAUGGUUUACACAGAGAUGGAUGAAGGAAUUAGGACCGCUGGCACACCGAGAAGGAUAUCGUGGUCCUCAAGAGGAAAUAGAUCCAGAGAGAGUGGAAGAAUUGUUCGGGCAUUCCGCAAUUUCUUCUCCUUCUUCAGGCGUCUUCGAUCUCCUCCUACAUCUUCACUGAGGCUGACCUCCGAGUCUCGCUCUUUCUCAACCACUUCUCUUAGACACAGGAGAUAUCCAUUCUUCAGUAGGAGCUAUCGGGGACAGAGCACAAGUAGGGUAUUGGAGGAUGGUGAUGAUGAUAACUGAGUAGAAAAGUUCAACUUUUUGCUCUUCAAUCCAAUUCCUCUGCAAAACUGUAGUUACUUGAUUCUGCAAAAAGGAUGCAAAUGGUUGCUGGCUGGUAAACAAAAGCUUGAUGCCAAGAUAUUCCUCCCUAGAAUCAUCACUUUGGAUGAUUGGCUCAGGAACUGAGAAGUUGUAGCUUUGCUCACAGUGCAUUGUGAAUAUAAUCAGUGUUGAAAAGGCUCUAGUGAACUUAUAUUUGAACAAGUUUGUCAGAGAUUCCAUGGAAUGCCCAUAAAUACAAGGCAAGGCAAGAUAUGAUUCUCUGUUCCACCUUUCACCAGAAGUGCCUAUGUUCAGUGGACCAUGUCUCAGGGGUUUCUUCAUUCUUUAGUUGACUUGAUACUAUAUAUCUUAUGGGUAGCUUUUGUUCAACCUGGUCAAAGUAUUCAAUGCAUCUUUUAUUACACCACCUUAGUUUUACUUGCUGAUGUUGGUUUUAAUUCUUUGCAUGCAGUUACAACAUGUAAUCUUUUCUAAUGCCUUGUUGUCUUGUCUCUGAUGCAGUGAUGAUGUAAUGACCCAAGCCGAACUCACAACAUUUCUUCUGAUCAGCAAAAAUGGUUGACCCAAGCCGAAGAUUAGCGAUUACAGAUUGUGGAAUUGUAAGGAUCUGAUGGUUUGGCUCUCAUCAAACCCAUUCAAAGUCCAAACAACACUUAAGUCCAUUUGACCACUGUGUAGUGUGGACAUCCAACAGGGAUUUAAGGAGUAGCAUCAUCUUUUCCCCAUUUACUACGUUACAUACUUGCUGAAGCUGCCAUAACCAUGUUGUCCCCACUUACCAUAGUGCAUCAUUCAAAGGACACUGAGUCACUGACUGAGACAUGGGGACACGUUUUAGGUGCCAUCAAGGUGGGUGGCAGCUCAGCUCCAAAAGAGUUAGGUUGUUGGAGACUGAAAUCUCAAAAAAUGCGAUCCAGCAUGACUACUCGGAUUGCAUUGAACUUGUUCGUAUCAAA
This is a messenger RNA of Musa acuminata subsp. malaccensis (wild Malaysian banana), 2910 nucleotides long. The record is from RefSeq and is a predicted model, not a curated record. NCBI's taxonomy places the organism in Eukaryota, Viridiplantae, Streptophyta, Magnoliopsida, Zingiberales, Musaceae.